AUGGCGGCUGUAUCCCUUCUUACCGCGAUCGAUGCGACCUCUCACAUCCACCUUGUUGUCGGUUCUAAUCCUCUCGCAGUAGCACGAUGUGCUAAAUCUCUCGAGGUCGGCGCAAAGCCUCUUCUUAUCGCCCCCGCAGGCGCAGAGCUACAUUAUGCCCUACAGAAGAGGAUAGACAAUGGAGAGAUAGAAUGGUUGAAGAAGACAUUCGAGGACGAGGAUCUAAUGCGAUUAGGAAGAGAAGAGAUCAAUUCUGUCGUGGAUGCUGUUUUUGUUACGCUUUCUCCGAGGGAUCCAAUGAGUUCACAUAUAUCCAGAAUCUGCAAACAAAACCGCAUACCUGUCAACGUGGCAGAUUGCCCUUCCCUUUGCACAUUCAGUCUUCUCAACACACACACCGACGGCCCACUUCAAGUAGGCGUAACAACAAAUGGUCACGGCUGUAAACUCUCGUCCAGGAUACGAAGAGAAAUCGCAUCAUCUCUCCCUCCAAACCUAGGCGCGGCAUGUACAAGACUGGGCAAAAUCCGAAGACUCAUACAGGAGGAAGAUCACCUCACACAUCUCGCGCUCAUAGGGACACUUGAAGAAGACUCCACAGACCAAACAAGCGCAUUCAACGCCCUCGUUACAGAAGCCGACCUCGACGCCGCGAAAAGCAGACGUUUGCGCUGGCUCUCUCAGAUCUGCGAAUACUGGCCUCUCCGCCGCCUUGCAAACAUCACAGACACAGACGUCGAUUCAGUCCUGAAAUCCUAUGCCACGAACCCAAGUACAUCCACGCCCCUGCUAGAUAGCACACAGCUCGAGAAACGCGGCUGUAUCAUACUAGCCGGCAGCGGCCCCGGACACCCCGAUCUUCUAACCAGAGCAACACACAAAGCUAUUCUCAGCGCCGACCUCAUCCUCGCCGAUAAACUUGUCCCCUCCGGCGUACUCGACCUCAUCCCCCGCCGCACACCAGUACAUAUCGCGCGGAAAUUCCCAGGAAACGCCGAGCUUGCGCAGCAAGAACUGCUCUCUCUGGGGCUAACAGGCCUGCAAGCUGGGAAGACAGUUCUGCGACUUAAGCAGGGAGAUCCGUACAUCUACGGUCGCGGCGGAGAGGAGUUUGAGUUCUUUAGGAAGGAAGGAUUUGGAGAUCGGGUUUCUGUCUUGCCAGGUAUAACAAGCGCGUUGAGUGCGCCGCUGUUUGCGCAGAUUCCGGCGACGCAGAGGGGGAUUAGUGAUCAGGUUUUAAUAUGUACCGGGACAGGUAGGAAGGGGAAGCCAAGUGUACCGCCUGAGUAUGUGGAUUCAAGGACAGUUGUUUUUCUCAUGGCGUUACAUAGGAUCUCAAGCCUAGUAGCGGAUUUAACGACGUAUGAUAGUAUAGAUGCGCAGAUUGUGGAUAAAGAGGGGGUACUAGAUACAAGGAGGGCUUUGUGGCCAACAGAAACGCCGUGUGCGGUUGUUGAAAGGGCGAGUUGUCCAGAUCAGAGGGUUAUAAGGACAACGUUAGAGUUUGUAGCUGCUGCUAUUGAGGAGGAGGGGUCGAGGCCGCCGGGUUUAUUAGUAAUAGGGAACGCGUGUGAGGCGUUGAUUGUAGGAAAGAAAGAGAGAAAAUGGGUUGUCGAGGAGGGGUUUAAAGGGUUUGAGGAGUUUGUAGGAACAGCUGGAAUCAAGGAGUCGGUUAGUUGCGAGAAAAAAGAGAGUGUAGAAGGAAUAGUGUCAUGA
This is a messenger RNA of Cadophora gregata, 1716 nucleotides long. RefSeq lists its product as uncharacterized. The record is from RefSeq and is a predicted model, not a curated record. Gene Ontology annotation, biological process: siroheme biosynthetic process; sulfate assimilation. Gene Ontology annotation, molecular function: uroporphyrin-III C-methyltransferase activity. The transcript has 2 exons. Bases 1 to 1716 code for a protein of 571 amino acids. NCBI's taxonomy places the organism in Eukaryota, Fungi, Ascomycota, Leotiomycetes, Helotiales, Ploettnerulaceae.